GGUCUGUCCUCUUCCAAGAGAGGACCUCACCAAUAAACCCUGCUUGCUCGAUAGUAGAACCUGAUCCAUAAUUCUUUACUGCAUUGGCAAGAAGGCACGGGCUUCUGGGAGUCUCUCCCUUCACAUAAAUGGUCCCGUGAGGGAUCACACCCUUGGUCUCCAGCCGUUUGGAACACACGGACUUCCAGCAAGUCCAUUUGCAUCCGAAUACUCCUUGCAGGAACGGGAAGAGGGGGCACUGUUACAUCUUCCAGACCCUGGAUGCCCACCUCCCGUCCUCCGUCGGCCUCUUCUCCAAUUGUUAGGAGCCAAAGGAGUCACAGGAGGGAAUCCUGCCUUAAGACCGCCUCCCCGCAGCCAUCAGGGUUCCUGGCGUCUCCAGCUGGGUGCAUCACUCCCAAGUCCAACCCUGCAAAGAGUCAACUAAACCCCCAGGACUUCCGGAACAGCAGGACGAUGCUGCAUCCUGCCGUGAGCUGGCGGAGGGCCUCAAACUCCUCUUCCACAAGACUACUCUUGAGUCUGAUAAGUAGCUUCCUGUUUUACCCCUCACCCCCUUUCGCUCAUGCUAAAUCUCUACCUAACACUGCCUAUGAGUCAGCCAAUCACACAGCCCAAUCUUUAAAAUUAAAUUCUUCCAGUUGGCUUUAUCUUUCCACCCGGAGCUGGGGCUAUGUUCAGCCACUGGCACCGGAACAGUGGGGAAAUGUCUCUGCAACCCUGGAUGAAAAGACUGUACAUUCCAGCCCCUGGGGCAUCAUAGCCACUCAAAACCUUGCUAAGCAAUUGCCCAGGACUUUCUCCACUAGCAGUCAACGCUCCCCUAGAGGGCCUCUGUUUGCUCACUUAAUAAACCAUCUGCAGGUCAGCUACCCCUUCUGCAUUGUCAGUAAUGCUCCAGGAGGCACGCCUGUGGGAAGGCUUGCUGACAGCCAAUGCCGACAAAAUUUUCUAAUCCCAAAUCCCCCGCUCACAAACACUACUCGUGGAAUUCUCCUCACCGCAAUACCCUAUAUCUCUGGGGGAAUUCCUAACCCGGGGGACGAAACAAAUUUCAUACACACCCGCUUUCCAAAGCCGGUGGUCCCUAGCCCGCCUUUAGACAAGAACUCACCCAAAACAGCUUACUGCCAAGGCAGGCCAUCCUAUUCAGUGAAUAAUUUCCUCCCACGAGAAAGAAAGGACUGCAUCACUCUGUACCGCAGCUCUCAGGUCGCCGUACAUUUUGGACUGAAGAGGGGCUCUAUCUUCACUGAAUUUAUAAAUAGCACAAGUUUCCACAAUCCCAUAAUAGACCCCCUGGUCGCGGCCUCGCUGGCGGCACAAGGACUGCAAUGGUGGGGCACCAAGUACCCAAGGGCCAAGCAACUAGUCAAGGGCAGAUACGUCUCUGUGGAAACCCAGCCAGUUAAGCUGGCAGAAAUUGCUCUGAUGGCAGAAAUACCUGCUUUGACAGGCGUCUAUUGGGUCUGUGGGUCCCAGGCAUACCGGACCCUCCCUCCACAGUGGAGGGGAAUCUGCUCCCUGGGGUAUGUUCUUCCCAACAUUUUCUUCGCGUGGGGAAACGCCUCCCUCCCAUUCCCGUUAUGAGGACAAGUACAACUUUUCAAAAGGGCCUGUCCCCUUAUUCCUCUAAUGUCACUUAUUGGGAUUCUCUCCGCCUCGGGAACUGCGGUAGGGGGAUCUUCAUUCGGAACCCACCACCACCACCAUCACAGGAAAGAGCUGAGUCAUUAACUAAAACAGGGGAAAUGCUGGCAGCACCCCAAGGGCAACUGGGACUCAUUGGCUGGAGUUGCCCUCCGCAAUCAACGGGCAUUUGACACUCCUCAGCCUCAGUGGGAGGAAUGUGUUUGUACCUCAAGGGAGAGUGUUGCUUCCACAUUAACGAGUCAGGGCAGGUCCAGCAAAACAUCCAAAGCAUCCUUGAGUCUGCAUCUAGGAUCCAAAGUUUGACCUCUUUUGGGGACUCAAAUGCAUGGCUUCUAUCCCUCUUUGCAGCACCAUUACUAAUUAUACUAGUAAUAUUACUAUUUGGACCCACAAUAAUCAACUUAUUAACUGAAUUUAUCUCUCAUAGAAUAGAGACUAUAAAGCUAUAAAUGACUAUCAUGGACAACUGUCAGCCUCUGGGACUGGAGGCUCCAGGCAUCAUCACGGCCGAUGGCAGGCACCUCCCUCCGCCUCCUCUGACUGAUGGGUAGCGAGCAGAUGGACCCAAAGAAGGCUCAACGCCCUUUCACAGCAGGAAGCAGCCAGAGCGGUCGUCGCCCCCAAGCCCCCAAAGAUCUGGGUUCUGAAUGCUCGAGGGGGGGCGGUUAGGUAGGAGAGACAUCAAACCCAGGCAGGGAGGAGGAGGGACACCUGUCCCACCCACUGACUCAGCAGGCCUUGCAAUUCUGUGUCUAUGUUUCACUUUCUGGGAAAGAAAGCCUUUGAAACUGCUUUCAUACCAAGGCCUGAAAGAGCCCAAAGUGCCUAAAGGAAGAAGGCCAUUAACACCUUAGGUAUUCAUGCCCCUGUCCCGGAAAGUAGCACCACCUUUACUUGCCAAUCACUGUAACCUCUUCACCCUCCCCCAUCCCACCAACUGUGUAAGUCCUCGGAACAAAGGAUCUCUCUCUUACUCUCACUUUUCUUCCCCACCUGGGCAAGGCCUGUUUUCUUCCACGAGAGCAUGUCACCAAUA
Molecule: messenger RNA, 2689 nt
Organism: Phyllostomus hastatus (greater spear-nosed bat)
Lineage: Eukaryota; Metazoa; Chordata; Mammalia; Chiroptera; Phyllostomidae
Product: syncytin-2-like
Exons: 4
Coding region: 262-1590 (442 amino acids)
Source: RefSeq, a predicted model, not a curated record